This is a messenger RNA of Porites evermanni, 24447 nucleotides long. NCBI's taxonomy places the organism in Eukaryota, Metazoa, Cnidaria, Anthozoa, Scleractinia, Poritidae. The record is from the annotation of a GenBank genome assembly.
AUGGAAGGUUCCCAUAGUUCAAGCUCGAAUGAAGGUAAGUUUUUGUUUUAACGUUUCAUUCACACCCUGUAUACUGCUGCAGUCUUAUGUAAACUUUUAUUUGACAGCUGUGACUAUGUAUUGUUUUCUAAUUUAGAACGUUUGGACAAACCGUUAGAACGUUAGAAAAGCCGUUAGCUAUCCGUUAGCUAUCCGUUAGUUUUCUAACGAUAACGAAAUAUCGUUAGUGUACGUUUUCCCAAAGAAGGUCACAUAUAAUGUCUGAAAUAUUGCGUUCGAUUGCGUCCACGAAACUUCAUGAUGUUCUAUAAAUAAAAGGGUAGUCCAAAUAAAAGGUAAUUAACUAAAGACAAUGAGUUUAAUAUUCAAACAUACUGUUACAUUGUUAGUAGACCUAGAAAUGCUUUUGUUGUCUCUGCAUGCAGUUGCAUGUUACACAGAUGAUAUUAAAGAGCUUAUCAAAUCUGUUUGGAAUAAAGUUCCUUAGCCUGAGAAAACAGCUGACAUUUGGCGACGUUACCACUGGUUUCCCCGCCAAGUGACGUCUGAGAAACGAGCACAGAAAUUUCGUACUAAUGACACAUCACUACCCAGAUCUGGGUAGUGCUUCUGAUUGGUUGAAUCAAAUUUCCCAUGCAGUACGAUCAAUCAGAAGCACUAACCAGAUCUGGGUAGUGACGCAUCAUCCGUAUGGAAUUUCUGCGCUCGUUUCUCAGACGUCAUUUGGCGGAGAAUGCAGUGGUAGGAUCACUAAAUGUCAGCUGUUUUCUCAGGCUUAAAGUUCCUUAUUAUUCAUUCAAAAUAUUUCCCCGUUUUUGAUUCGCUAAAAGCACACGCAUAAUUCACCAUAACCAGAUACUGAUGACCAAAUUUGGAAGAAUUUUGUGCUUAACAAGGAAAUGACGUCAAAAAAGCAGCGUCCUUGCAGGUUAAUUCACCGUUAACCGAGAAGACCUGGGAACAAGGUUGAGUUGUGUUGGUUGUGAAAACAAAAAAUGGCGGACAUUUCACUUGUUUCAAGAGUAAGAACUAGGCGAAAUUAUAGCUAAAAAAAUGGCAAGAACAGCAAGAACACAACUCGAAGGAUGCAUUUGCUAUUUGGAGAAUAUUUGUGGAGCUGAACAACCCUAAACGUGCACUAUCGAAGGUGAACUUGAAAUCGAUAAAGGUUAGCAUGUUUCAGCUUUGUUUUUAAACUAGGAAUUAUUUUGAAUGAAUAAUAAAACAAUUAUUGAAUUCUGCUUUCAUAUCAUAUGACGGAUUAUGGAGAUACUCAGCCCCAUUCAUUACUUGUUUAUUAAUAUAAAUAAAAAGACGGCCAGCUGUCAAGUGUGGAUUUUAGUUUUUGUAUGAAAGACUUCAAAAUUUUGGCCUUAUAAUGAUUAUGAGUGAUAAAGUGUGCUACAGCAGCUGAUCAUCUUCAAUUGAAUGAAAUCAGUCUUUCUUCUUUGAAUCCAUUGUUGAACUCAAAAGGAAGUGAUACUGCAGUCCUUACAAGAAGGUGUAGUGACUGUAAAAAAUCAUACAAGUCCUGUGAUUGCAAGGUUCGUGAUUGCUAACUUCAUAAUCCAAGGUUUAAUAGUUAAAAAAGGUAAAAGCUUUGUUUUAUAAAUAAUAAAAAGGCACCAAGCUGCUCAAGCUAGUUUACAGGUACUCCACCCUGAUAAUGUGGAACAACACUCAAAUGGAUAGGACUGAUAUGCUGUUGGCUAUUUAUAUACAAGUGUGGCUCAUUUGCAGAGGGUAUUUUGAUAGUUAGCACACACUUACGUGACUGUUUUGACAUGAUGGUAUUUUGAAAAAGAUGGCCAUUGCACUGUAUAACAAAACUAAGAGUGAGUGUACUGAUGCAUGAACUGUUCAUCAAGAAGAAGGAAAGUUAACUAUAGUGUAAGUUAAACUGUACCCAUGAAUUGCUUGCAUUUGUAGAACUCAGGAUAAAUUGUUACCUUUUAUUUGGCAGAAUUGUUCCAAGUGUGGAACAAUAUUUCAGAAGUAUUGGGGAACUAACUUGAUCAAAGGGCGGUAAGCAUCUUAUAAUGUUUACUCAAUUUAAUACAUAUUAUUGUAAAUAAAAAAAAGUUAACACUGGAUCUACCCUUGUUACAUGUAGAUUUAUUUAUCAUAAUGCAUGCAUGGAUUCGAUAGCGUACACAUAGUACUCUGAAAUCUGGGAGGCAUAAUAACCUUAUUGUUAGUGCUCUGGAGUCCAGAUCAAAACAUCUGGGUUCUAGCUGUGGCUAGCUAGGGUCCUUGACCUUACAUAAUGCAUAAUUUCUUGGGCAAGACACUUUUACUCUCGAUGCGACUGGCACUCCAUCCAGGAGUAUGAACCAGUACCAGCAAGUGUAACAUUAUGGACUAGCAAACCUUUUGACAGGGGGGAUUAGAAAUAUUCCUAGUUGCUUUGGCAUGCUAUAGAAACAAGAUUAGUAGAGGACAGGUAAAGUAUUCCCUUAAUUCUAAUUUCUAAUUAAUGUUCAUUUAAUCAUAUUUUUAUGUUAAUUUGCAUGAUAUAAAUUAUGAUUAUUAUUCUCCCCCUUGUUUUUCUCCCUCUUAUUAAAGAGUAAGGUGCUUAAACACCUCUUUAGAUUUAGAAUUUAAGUAGAAUGAUGCACCACUUUCUUACCUCUUGUCAUGAUAAUAAUUCCACAUUCUUUUGUUUGUUAGUUCUCAUUGUCGUACAUGUUCCACUGCAGUGUGUGUUACCUGUCAUGUUGUUGUUAACAAAGCUGUAAAGGUAAAGAGAUGAUGGCUAGCAUUAAAACAUCAUGGUCUACCCACGGCCAUAGCCAGAGUUUUGGUACAGAUACCGAGGCAGAGAGUCUGGGGGAAUUGUGAGCUACAGCCCUCUGCUGCUAUUGUUAGAGUACAUUUCCUUGGGAGUAGAAGUCAUAAUUAAUCCUCAGUAGUGAGAGGGGGGUGCCGAUAUAAAAAAAAAUGGAUGCCAAUUAAGGAGUUGUACUUGCAUUCGAUGUUCUCGAUGUCCUUAAUCUGGACUCCCUCUGGCUGCACUGCACGAAUUUGUCAUGCCGUUGGUCACGCGAUAAACCAAUUUCCUCAAAUUGAAGAUAUGUAAAGCAACAAAAAUAAUAGAAGCUAAUAGAAAGGCUAAAAUCAUGCUCAAAGCACGUUCAAUAUUGAUACUUUCUGAAACAAACCUUGCAUCAAAAACGCCGGCGAAAACGUCGCCUGUUCACGUAUAUUGUGCAAUUGUGUACCGUGUGUCUCGGGGGAGCUUGGAAACAAAACGGUCACCUGUACAGGCUCGGAUACCAAGUCAUGGAACAAAAUACAAACUCAAACACUUGUGAUUUUGCGAAAUUUGUUUUUGAUUGUGGAAUUAUUAGAAAGGAAUAAUUUUAUAAGAAAUGGAAGGUUCCCAUAGUUCAAGCUCGAAUGAAGGUAAGUUUUUGUUUUAACGUUUCAUUCACACCCUGCAUACUGCUGCAGUCUUAUGUAAACUUUUAUUUGACAGCUGUGACUAGGUAUUGUUUUCUAAUUUAAGUUUCAACAUAUAAUGUCUGAAAUAUUGCGUUCGAUUGCGUCCACGAAACUUCAUGAUGUUCUAUAAAUAAAAGGGUAGUCCAAAUAAAAGGUAAUUAACUAAAGACAAUGAGUUUAAUAUUCAAACAUACUGUUACAUUGUUAGUAGACCUAGAAAUGCUUUUGUUGUCUCUGCAUGUAAUUGCAUGUUACACAGAUGAUAUUAAAGAGCUUAUCAAAUCUGUUUGGUAUAAAGUUCCUUAGCCUGAGAAAACAGCCAACAUUUGGCGACGUUACCACUGGUUUCCCCGCUAAGUGACGUCUGAGAAACGAGCACAGAAAUUUCGUACUAAUGACACGUCACUACCCAGAUGUGGGUAGUGCUUCUGAUUGGUUGAAUCAAAUUUCCCAUGCAGUAUGAUCAAUCAGAAACACUACCCAGAUCUGGCUAGUGACGCAUCAUCCGUAUGGAAUUUCUGCGCUCGUUUCUCAGACGUCAUUUGGUGGAGAAUGCAGUGGUAGGAUCACUAAAUGUCAGCUGUUUUCUCAGGCUUAAAGUUCCUUAUUAUUCAUUCAAAAUAUUUCCCCGUUUCUGAUUCGCUAAAAGCACACGCAUAAUUCACCAUAACCAGAUACUGAUGACCAAAUUUGGAAGAAUUUUGUGCUUAACAAGGAAAUGACGUCAAAAAAGCAGCGUCCUUGCAGGUUAAUUCACCGUUAACCAAGAAGACCUGGGGACGAGGUUGAGUUGUUUUGGUUGUGAAAACAAAAAAUGGCGGACAUUUCACUUUUUUCAAGAGUGAGAACUAGGCGAAAUUAUAGCUAAAAAAAAGGCGAGAACAGCAAGAACACAACUCGAAGGAUGCAUCUGCUAUUUGGACAAUAUUUGUGGAGCUGAACAACCCUAAACGUGCACUAUCGAAGGUGAACUUGAAAUCGAUAAAGGUAAGCAUGUUUCAGCUUUGUUUUUAAACUAGGAAUUAUGUUGAAUGAAUAAUAAAACAAUUAUUGAAUUCUGCUUUCAUAUCAUAUGACGAAUUAUGGAGAUACUCAGCCCCAUUCAUUAAUUGUUAAUUAAUAUAAAUAAAAAGACGGCCAGCUGUCAAGAGUGGAUUUUAGUUUUUGUAUAAAAGACUUCAAUUAUGAUUAUGAGUGAUAAAGUGUGCUACAGCAGCUGAUCAUCUUCAAUUGAAUGAAAUCAGUCUUUCUUCUUUGAAUCUAUAUUUGAACUCAAAAGGAAGUGACACUGCAGUCCUUACAAGAAGGUGUAGUGACUGUAAAAAAUCAUACAAGUCCUGCGAUUGCAAGGUUCGUGAUUGCUAACUUCAUAAUCUAAGGUUUAAUAGUUAAGAAGGUAAAUGCUUUGUUUUAUAAUAAAAAGGCACCAAGCUGCUCAAGCUAGUUUACAGGUACUCCACCCUGAUAAUGUGGAACAACACUCAAAUGGAUAGGACUGAUAUGCUGUUGGCUAUUUAUAUACAAGUGUGGCUCAUUUGCAGAGGGUAUUUUGAUAGUUAGCACACACUUAUGUGACUGUUUUGACAUGAUGGUAUAAUUUUUGAAAAAGAUGACCAUUGCACUGUAUUACAAAAACAAGAGUGAGUGUGCUGUUGCAUGAACUGUUCAUCAAGAAGAAGGAAAGUUAACUAUAGUGUAAGUUAGACUGUACCCAUGAAUUGCUUGCAUUUGUAGAACUCAGGAUAAAUUGUUACUUUUUAUUUGGCAGAAUUGUUCCAAGUGUGGAACAAUAUUUCAGAAGUAUUGGGGAACUAACUUGAACAAACGGCGGUAAGCAUCUUACAAUGUUUACUCAAUUUCAUAUUAUUGUAAACAAAAAAAGUUAACACUGGGGCUACUCUUGUUACAUGUAGAUGACUGUUUAUCAUAAUGCAUGCAUGGAUUCCAUUUCCAUUUUUUUAAUAUGUACAGCGUACACAUAGUACUCUGAAAUCUGGGAGGCAUAUGACCUUAUUGUCAGUGCUCUGAAUUCCAGAUCAAAAAAUCUGGGUUCUAGCUGUGGCUAGCUAGGAUCCUUGACCUUGCUUAAUAAAUAAUUUCUUGGGCAAGGUACUUUACUCUUGAUGCAACUGGCACUCCAUCCAGUUGUAUGAACCAGUACCAGCAAAUGUAACAUAAUAUGGACUAGCAAACCUUUGGACAGGAGGGAUUAGAAAUAUUCCUAGUUGCUUUGUCAUGCUAUAGAAGCAAGAUUUAAGUAAAGGACAGGUAAAGUAUUAAUACUUAUACUCCCUUAAUUCUAAUUUCUAAUUUUUGUGCAUUUAAUCAUAUUUCUAUGUUAAUUUGUAUAAUAUAAAUGAUGACUAUUAUUCUCCCCCUUCUUUUUCUCCCCCUUAUGAAAGAGUAAGGUGCUUAAACACCUCUUUAGAUUUAGGAUUUAAGUAGAACGAUGCACCACUUUCUUACCUCUUGUCAUGAUAAUAAUUCCACAUCCUUUUGUUUGUUAGUUCUCAUUGUCGUACAUGUUCCACUGCAGUGUGUGUUACCUGUCAUGUUGUUGUUAACAAAGCUGUAAAGGUACGUCAAAUAAUAAGUAAAUAGUUAAAUCCGGCUAUUUCAUCCAUUUCAAAAUCAUGUUAUGUUUUAUAAAAAUAAUGAAUGAGUUUUAUCAGUAAUGUAGAGUGGAAUGUGAGAAAUGGAGUUAAUUUUUCUUCUUUUGGCAAAUGAUCUUUGUAACUGUUGGCCAUUACUCCAUUAAACUUAACAGACUCAAUCACGAAACAUCUGGUGUUGACAAACAAUGUUAAGAGAGAAAAGUUCAAUGUCUUUAUACUGAACAUAAUUGAUUGCAUCAGUAUGGCUCCAGUUUUAAGUGCACUCACAGGAACUGAGGCAUACUUACUAUUAUAGAAUUUCUAUUGCAAUUUGUCUGUUUCACAAAAAAUCAUUUGCCAAUAUGUGUGUCAAAAAAUUUGCUUGCCCACAUUUUAGAGGGCCAUUGAAAAAGUGGUCAAUUGACUGAGCAUUGAUCUUAACUGUAGUCCUUUAUCAUUCUGCUAGGUAUGUACAAGAUGUCUCUUAAAACAAAAAGAAGAUGAAAUGAACACCCAGAAGGCUCUGUCAGCUAUAGAAGAGGCUAGAACAGGAAGAGGUGUGUUAAAUUUACCCAGUCAGAGAUAUUAUAUGAUAUUCUUGAUUACUUUAAAAAAUCAAGCAGUCUGACAACUAGCUAAAUGAAAUAUAAAUAUAAAAUUAAUAAAUACCAGAGUAUAAAGAUGCCCCCAGGUCUUGUUUUCUUAAUGCUGGCACUGAGAGACUUUUUGAUGGUGAUAAUGAUAAUGAUAAUGAUGAUGAUGAUAGUGAUGGUGAUGACCAUAAAUUUGUAUCAACAGGAAAAUUAUGUUGGAUGGCAAACACGUUUUCUGAAGUGUUACACUGUCUCCUUGCGUUGCCAAACUGGUAACCAUCCAUCAGAAAUCAGUUAGGAGAUAAAGGAAACUGAGAAUCAAACUGGGAUGAAACCACUACAGUAAAUUUCAUUUUAAACUGCAUCAUAACAGUACAUGGAAAUGAAAAGGUCUUUAUUGAAAUGACAUUUUCUUUCAUCUUUAGCAAAUUCAACAUCAUCUGCAACAUCUGAUGCAUUUGUUGUGGUGUCAAGUUUGUCUAGUUUAAAUCCUGAACAAAGGAAAAGGGCUUUGUUCGAAGCUGCUAAAACAGGUAAUAAUAUGCUUAUCAUUAAUCUAAUCUCAAAACACUGCCAAAAACUAACCAAGUAAAAAACUAGCAAGUCAUACAUGUGUACUUUAACAGUAAAACCCCUUGUACAUGUACUUCAAAUCUUUCUCACAGUGCUGAGUUGUACAAUAAUCUGUGAUCUAGGGCUUCUUCAUGUUUUCUAGUGCCUACAGAUGUGUUUUUGCUAUUCUUUUAUAAUGGUAACUUUUUAACAGGAUGUGAUUAAUUUAUGAUUAAUUUAUGACUCAAUAUUUUCUCAACUGAGUGGUGACUCUGAAUGCAUGCAGUACCACAAUGCACUGUGAUGCAUUUUAAUCAUUUAGAAAAUAAUUAGUUAGUCAGAGUAUAUUAAUUUUGAUUUAUUUAAUAUCAGUAAAAAUGAGUUGCUGUAUUUCCAGGAGACCAUUAUUCCAUGGUUACUUUACUGAAUCAUGAGAAUGUUGACAUCAAUAUUAGAGGUAAUAAUAAUUAUUUAUUUUUAAAUAUGACCAAACCCACUUUGAAUUAUUCUUUCCAUACUGGUAAAUAAAGAUUCACAGGCAAAGUAAAUUUUUUUAUUUCUUUCCCAUAAGAGUGUUUGAUCCUACAUUUGAAUGAAAUCACAGUAAAUAUUAUUUUGUUAUUUCAUUUUGUAGAUGAGGACAAGAACACUCCUCUCUUUUUUGCUGCAGAAGGUGGCCAUCUCCCUUGUGUGGCUCUCUUAAUGGUAACUAAUUUUGGUCUCAAUUUGUCUCUAGUAAUUUAACAACCUUGAGAAAGUUUGUAAACUUUCCAUUAGAAUUUUGGCCCAGUGUCUUGAUUGUUACAGUCAUUAUUCUACAGUGUGUUCAUUAGGCAAAGGAGAUCAGAGAAUUCUCUGUUUAUAAUUACUGCGCAGAAUUUUCUGGCUAACGUUUGAUAGCCUAUAUGACUAUUUUUUAUUCAGAUGCGGAGUGUCUUUCACAAUACUCUCCUGUAACAUUACACCUUUCUCCUGCUACAAAAUUCUUAAUUAAAACCCUGAUCCUAUAUAUAAUAAUUAAUCAAUUUGUAUUGUAUUAUUAUAUUUGAAAAUUAAAGGUAGAUUAGCAGAUUACCAGACACCUUGUAGGGCCUUGUUUCAUGCACCUCUUCAAUUGUAAAGCCAGGACAGAGUCUCGUGAUUGGAAGCUUUUUGAACCCAAACUUAAAACCUUGCGAUGAAUAUUUUUUGUGCUUUCUUCCAUCUUGAAUUAAGCACAUUUUACUACAAAGUCUGGCAUUUUUCGGUACUGGUCUGUGUUGUACAUGUAAGUUAAAUCCAAACUGCAGGAUUCUUUGACUAGGCUAAUAUCCAUAUAGAAUGAUCUUGAUAUAAUAGUGAUGGCGAUGAUGAUGAUAAUUAAUUAGAGGGGAUUUAACCCUCUGCUGAUUCCUGAUCCUUGUAUCUCUAACAGAAAGUGUGGCAUGUCAUUCUGACUCUCGAAAUACACAUGUCAUAAUGUUUCUCUGCACACAACAGUUUUUAGGGUUAAUCCAUGACAGGUAUAUCAGCCGUGUAAACUAGCUACAUAAAUUAAAUCCUGUCUUAUUUAUUUAUUAAUUUUUAUGUAAAAUUUAACAGGAAUGAAAUGCAGAUGUGACAGCAGUGAACAAUGUAAGUUUAUGGAAUGUUUCAUACUAGAAAUGAAUAAAUGAAUAUCAAGGCUACUUUUAUACUUAUUUAUAAUAUUUAUUUUGUUAUCCAAUCUAGAAAUCUUGGACCCCUCUUCAUGCCCUUGCAUGGUAAGUUUACAUGAGCAUGGUUAAAAAACAUGUUAUACAAAUUUUUUAUGAAAUCCUAUUAAAUGAAGGUUUGUGGUGUGUAUUAUUAAGCAGACUGUUCAGUCUAGAAAUUGGUAAAAGUGGGUCGUACAUCCCAUGUGGCAUUUUAAAUUGGAUCAAUUUCAAAAAUGGUCUGGGUCAAACUAUGAUAUUGAAACUUUGAACAACUAGAUCAUGAGCUUUAUUAUCCAGCUCAUCUUCAUGCUUUUCAGAUUCAACUGUCAUUCUCUUUUGCGUAAAUAAAUGAACUUAGCUUUUGUUGUUGUUUCAUAAUGAAUAAAGGAAAAGUGCAAAUUAAAAAAUGAAGCGUGUGUGGAUCGGCAAAGCAACAACUAUGCAGAACAUGGAAAUGUACACUCCAGUCUCUUUCUGUACCUCAUGGAAGGCCUGACACAAAAACUACUCAUAAACACAUAGUCUGAAAUCACAGUCAUUUUGUGCACUUAUUUCAGGCUAGUAAUCACACCUUUUUUAUGUUUAAUAUUGACUGCUGCUUUGGAAGUACUUGUAUAUUAAGUAACCUUUUUUGCAUCAGUAUGUCUCCAUGAUAAUUUCAUUUUGUGUCAGAAUAGAAUAUUGAAUAUUCCACGUCAAUGAGGCAAAAAUGCUGUCUAGAUUCUAAUUUUUGAUUAAGCAGCCAUGUAUUACUGAUAUUAUGUGAUUGAUCUGUAGGAAAGGAUCAAGUGAAAGUCAUGUGGAGUGUGGUGAACUUCUCAUACAGGUACUUACUGANUAUUGAAACUUUGAACAACUAUCAUGAGCUUCACCAUCUUAAUUAUCCAGCUCAUCUCCAUGCUUUUCAGGUUCAACUUUCAUUCUCUUUUACGUAAAUAAAUGAACUUAGCUUUUGUUUUUGUUUCAUAAUGAAUAAAGAAAAAGCACAAAUUAUUAAAGAAACAAAGCGUGUAUUGAUCGGCAAAGCAACAACUAUGCAGAGCAUGGAAAUGUACACUCCAGUCUCUUUCUGUACCGCAUGGAAGGCCUGACACAAAAAGCACUCAUAAACACAUAGUCUGAAAUGACAGUCAUUUUGUGCACUUAUUUCAGGCUAGUAAUCACACCUUUUUUAUUUUUAAUAUUGACUGCUGCUUUGGAAGUACUUGUAUAUUAGGUAACCUUUUUUGCAUCAGUAUGCCUCCAUGAUAAUUUCAUUUUGUGUCAGAAUAGAAUAUUGAAUAUUCCACGUCAAUGAGGCAAAAAUGCUGUCUAGAUUCUAAUUUUUGAUUAAGCAGCCAUGUAUUACUGAUAUUAUGUGAUUGAUCUGUAGGAAAGGAUCAAGUGAAAGUCAUGUGGAGUGUGGUGAACUUCUCAUACAGGUACUUACUGAUAAAACUGGGAAAGAGAUAAGAUUUUCUGGAAAGUGAGAAUAUAAUAUUGUUCUGGAAAGUAAUAAUAAUGCGGUUAGAAAGCCUUAAAUAAAUUCAAAAUGGUUAACCAAAAGUUGCCUUAAUUUACAACCAAACAGAUCAAAAUUUUGUGGUGUCACUUAAAAUGUAUUUUUACAGCUUUAAAAGCACUGUAGAUAGCCUAAAAGAUGUUUACAAAGCACUUAGAAGAAAUCUGCGUUUGGUUGCCCCUGUUUUCUCACUUUGAUGUUUUGCCUAGACACAGUUAAUUCACCAUACAUUAUAAUACUACAGUGCAAUGUACAGGAAAGACCUUCACUUGCUGAAAUGGUAUCCACUUGUUACAAAUCAUGUUAUACCGUAUGAAGGUUUGCUAGUUUUUGUUUCUGGGGACAAUGGAUGAAUGUGAUCAUUAAUAUGAGCAAUUAAACAAAGGAAAUAUUCCCCAACAGCUUGUCUCAUGAUUUAAAAUUAACCAAGAUGCAAAUAAACUUGUAAAUAUUGUGCCCAAAAGAAAUGCAUCUCAUAAUAGAUCUUAGUUAUGAUACUGACUUGUUCCCAGUAGUCUUCACACGUAACGCACGGCGGGAGCAGGGGAUGAUGGGAAGGGUGAAGAGAGAAAGACGCUCAUCUGUCUGCCUCACUUUCCUCUUUCCCAUCACACCCCACACGCCACUAGAGAGAGAGAGUGAGAGAUGACUGGAGACGAGUCAGGUGAUGAUAUUGCAUUGGACGACCGUUGGUGGUUGAAUGGAUCUUGGAAUGUGUAUUUGGCAUCCCCACAGAUUUCUCAGGGACAAGUGACAUUAUCACCAAUUUGCCAAAGGCAUAGUCUGCUUCACAGCCGUUCUUUCUGUCUUCACGCAAUGCUGCUCCCCACAAACGGCUGUUGAGAACCGAACCGCAUUCCUUUAGAGAAGUCACCGUACCGUAAACUUGGCGCGAACACCUUCCAGAAAAUGGAAGCUGAAAUGCUGCCUGCACUCCUUAAAACUUUUAUAAUUAUUACUACUUAGUAGUAUACUGAUAAAUCCUUUUUUGACAGGAUGGGGCAAACUGAUUUAUUUUGACCUAACCAAGUAUGUGCGCUAAUGAUUUGCUUCCCUUCCCUCCCCUCCCCCCACCCAUUUUACUUUCCGUGUUAAGAUGCGUGUUCCAGUGUUUGCCUUGACUGACACAUUAGAGACAGCAGCAGACCUUGCAUCCCGUUCCGGUGGCAAACAGGAGCUGGUUCAACUAUUGAGAGCUGUGGAAGGUAAAACAAACCCACCAUAAGACUUGUUAUGCAAGAUUUCUCUGUGUAAGCUUUUUGAUUAAGUUGAUAACAUUACAGAUCCUUUUUACAAAAUAGGCUUUGAGUUUCAAACACUCUUACUUUUAAAACGAGGUUAAGUUGCUAAGACUUGUGGGACUGUUAUUAGGGACAUGAAAAAAAAAUUGGCCAAUAGCGAACGGACCGGCGCGUCCCCAGUAACGAUCCCGGCCAGGAACAGUUGCGGAACGUAUAGAGCCAUUUUCGUAUGACCUUGAAAUAAAAACGCGCGAACAAAACAGUCUCAGAAACAACAAACGAGCUGAAAUUGAGCGAUUUGAUUAGUUUGUCGAACGAAUAUAAACGCUCGUGGGUUUUGGUUGGUUAAGCGAACACUCGGCUGAAAAGACGUCAUGCCCGACGAACUUUCUAGAAAUCAAUCGAACUUCGCUUUGACGUCAUACUGCAACACUAUUGGCCAAUCGAACAAUGCGGUCUCCAUAUUAAGGUUUUCUUUGGCGGGGAAACGGAGAGACCAUGUUUUGAUCUUUUCAUCCAUUGGCUGUAAAACAAAUAACAAACACACCUAAACCAUUUUUCAUGGUCACACGAAAAUCGCUCUAUCGGCUCCUGUUCCUUUUCUUUUUGAAAGUGGCGAAUAACUUUAUACACUUGAGGAUGUCUGGGACGUUCUCCCCAUUGUACAUGAAUUCAAACUACUACCAGGCUGUAACUUACAAGUGCCAUAAAACCUUUUUAACUUUUAAUUCUGUAUAAAAAAUAAUCUUGCAGUUGAUGUUGCAGUACAGAACUUACAAGAGAGGCUACAAACCCCAACAGGUAAUCUAACUGAUCUUCCAUCUUAUUUACAAAUUUAAUGGAAUGGAAAGAUUUUUUAAGCUUUUUUUCUGGUUAACUCGGAUAUGAGGAUUAUGCUGUAGUUAUCAGUCACUUGUAUAAUGUAUGUUUUCUGUUGCAGGGUUCUCAACCAAAGACCCAAUGUUAAAGCUGUAUGUGGCUACGAUUGUGAGACACAUUAAUGAACACGUACCACCCAACAGCCCGAAAUGGAUGGCAAAAGGUUUGUCUUAAGAAGGAUAAAGUAUUCAUUUUGUCACGUGCAUAGCCCAGCACGGAAAAGUCUGAUCCCCGCUACGCGCGGAUAGAACAUCUUACGUACAACUGCAAAAGAAAAUGNAAGACCCAAUGUUAAAGCUGUAUGUGGCUACGAUUGUGAGACACAUUAAUGAACACGUACCACCCAACAGCCCGAAAUGGAUGGCAAAAGGUUUGUCUUAAGAAGGAUAAAGUAUUCAUUUUGUCACGUGCAUAGCCCAGCACGGAAAAGUCUGAUCCCCGCUACGCGCGGAUAGAACAUCUUACGUACAACUGCAAAAGAAAAUGGCAUACUCAUCAGGAUCGAAAAUCUCGCGGGUGAGUGUGAACAGUAAUCAUGCCCUAAACAGAGAUGGCGCAAAGCAGCACACAGGGCGACCAAGGUGCAAUCUCGUUCUCACGGCCUCUCUGGAAGCGUAGGCCCUAGGUAUGAGGUGGCCAAAAUUGAUAAAUCUACCCACUUACGAUGGUGUUUUAAAUUAAGCAUUCUAAAAUAAACAGUAUUCUGCAAAAUGUUUAUAGAAAUGUGACUUGGCAUUGAUCCCUGUUGUAUUUGUUGUGAAGUUUAUGAUUUUUUCAUACAGUUUUUGUUAUUAUAAAACUCAGAUAAUUCGCAAGAAAGACAUAAAUUGUUGAAGACACCAGAACUUUUAAGAAGAGAAGACAAAACAAAGUCCCUUGACUGGGUGAGUUAAAUAUUCCUUGCAAAUUUUUAACCUUCACGAAAGUACCAAAACGCAUAAAAUAAUCACUGAAGUGGGAAACUUUAUUUCCGAUUAAGGCGAAACACUGUAGCAACUCAAAACAGAUCAAAACAAGCAUGACUAUAGCUUCUUUGUCAUUCUCCUGUAGUGUUUAAUUUGAGUCUUAAUAUUUCAAUGUAAGGCACAGUUCAAUUACGCAAUUCUUUUUCGCAUGUUUACAUCCUUCUUCCAGCACCCCCACCCCCACCCCAUGAGUUUAUGGAGAAUUUGAUGUUAGUUGAUUAAACAACUCGUUAAAAGGGAGAAGCUGUAUUAAUAAUAGUUUUACUUCUGUUGUUUGGAUCCUUAUACUGUAGAAAUUUCUUGAAAUUAUGGUCACAUAUUUUGUUGUCUUUCUUUUCAGAGUCUCCGAAAGCAUAACUCGUGUGAGGAGCUUCGGUCCGAAACUCCAGGUGAGAAGCUUAGAGCUGUAGGCACUAUAUGGUAAACUUCUUACUAGUAAUGGCACUAAACGUUCUUAAGCCGGACAUUAUUCCAAAAGCUCUUCUUCUUAGAGAUACUUGGCUUUCUGUACAAGGAAGAAAUCAUAUUUCUUGUAAAUGACAAAAUCGCAGCAUCUGACAAACAAAUGUGUCUCCCAAGCGUGACAAACAAACGGAGAGAAACUUUGAAAAACUUUUAAGAUGAAACGUUUCAAAAAAUCCAUGCAAAUGCGGUCCUCAAGCAAUGGAAUUCAAGACAGUCUUUGAUUUUGGAUUCUACGGCGUGGAUACCGGAUUCUUUCGCAGUAAAUUUCUGAUUGCAGAUUCCAACUGUUAGUGGGGUUCCGGAUUCCUUGAGCUGUAUUCCUCUUUUCAAAGCCUAAAUUCCGAAAUUUCCCGGAUUCCGGAUUCCACAAGCAAACAUAUUUUCGGAUAUUUCCGGAAUCCGUAUUCUCUUAGAUGGGGUGUUUCGAUAUUGCCCAUCCUUGUCUUCGUUUAUAUUUGCUGUGAUAUUCAAACCUUCCUUCAGCGCUUGAAGUGGUUAUUCUCCUCGCUCAGUUAGGGGCCAAUUUCUACUGUAGUGACACAGCUUUAAGCCAAAUGCUGUCCAAACCAAGUUUGGCUGACCGCUUCAGAGAGGUGUCUGCCUUAUCGACAGUUAAAAUUGCGAAUAGGCAAAGUUUAUCAAGCACUGCAGGGAAAGGCGCGCACAGUAGCCAUCUACUUUCGCCUUUGUUACUAUUAUCAAAAUAAUUCUCUCUGUAGCGUUCGCCGGUGAUCACCAGCCCCUUGGGAAGGCGGGUAUUUAUAUAAAUGUGAGCUCAAUGAUAUUGAAAGACAUCAGUUUAUCUGGUUUUCCAUCCCUUUUAUUGUAGUUAAUCGUUUCUUUGGUUCAAGUAGUGGCACUCCAUCAUCUAACAUUCCUACAGCUGAUGUGGAACCUAUCAUCAGACCGGAUUUAUUACCGUGUGUGGUAGCAAACCCUUCAAAACUCGAGGUACCUGAUCCUUUUAAGUCACUGAUUUGCGUAAUCAAGACACAACCACAUUUACAGCAACUUAACCCGGAAAGUCUCAGAAAGUCUUCAAAGAAGGCUUUGCGUAACAAGACUGCGGUCUAAACUAUUUUCAAUCUGCCGAGCCCCAGUAUUUAACCCUACUUACAUAAAACUGUAAGUAAAAAAAAGAGUAUUUACUGGAAAAACCUCUUUUACUUGUUGUCUGGUUUAGCUUGGUUUCCAUAAUCGUUGUCUAAGGCUUCCCAAAAUAUCCUUACAAUGAAUUAUAGUUUGUAGAUAUUCAUUGUAAGGAUAUUUUAUAGUUGUAAUAUAGUUUUUACUCUUUUUAGUCUUAUUCAUAUAUAUAUUUAUAGUUCUUUCUCUUUAACGAUAUGUAUUUUGUUACUUAAUUUUUGUUUUAUAAUUUUAGUUUGAGGGCCACUAGUUAUUCAGUUGAAGUACUGUCCCGUGUUACCCUCGUUAAAUAAAGCUUAUUAUUAUUAUUAUUAUAAUGUGUUCGGGUGGUCGAGAUAAUCACAUGGAAACUCUGAUGCAAUGAGGGACGAGGAUAAAUUCUCACGAUAUUUUAUAAGAAACAUUUGGGACAAGGAAAGUGAAUUUGUAUUCUGAUAUACAGCCCAUAUUUUCUGAAGCUUCCCUGACGAAUUGACGCGAACCAUUUAAUUUCCAACUGAAAUUUUCGGUUUCCCGUACAAAUGGUACCCAAGAUCUUUAUAUUUUCCACCGUAUUAUUCAGGAAAAGCUGAUGAAGUUUCAAGCUGAGAAAGAGGACCUUGAACAGCGUUGCAAAAGACUCAUGCAGUCUAUCGCUAGUGCAGCAGAGGUAAGUUAUAGCGGCAAAAGUUUAUUGCUGGUUUAACGCCGUUUUGAUAGUAGUAUCAGUUGUUCUCAGUGAUAGUAUUCAGUUCCAAUUCCAAGGGAGACUGUUCGUAGUCUUUUGAGGUAAAGUAUUGUUUUAGCGUUGUUGGGCAUAGAUCUACCAAAUCGAGAUGUAACGAACGGAACACAAGCCUACCCAAUGGAGGGCACAGACCUACCAAAUGAAAAUAGUAACGAACAGGGCACAGACCUACCAAAUAAAAAUAGUAACGAUUAACGAACGGGACACAGACAUACCAAAUGAAAAUAGUAACGAAAGUGGCACAGACCUACCAAAUGAAAAUAGAAACGAACGUGGCACAGACCUACCAAAUGAAGACGGUACCGUACUGAACCUACCUAAUCUAACAACUAGCGUUAGGGGGUGGUUACAGCCAGAGAACUUUACUCCCGUAUCGAUUCUUCUAUUUGUGCAUGUACUAGUCCUAUCGGUGAAGUGUUUUAAGAAGGGGUGGCGGCUACGGUUUUUCAUCCUUAUCUUAAAAGCAAGAAGAAAAGACGGUCUUCUCAAGUAUUUUGUCAAGACCCUGAGUGGUGGUCUGGUCGACUGCUCCGAAGACUGGCAUCCAAGCAAUUGAUCUGACCAGUCAGCAGUUUUCGUUUAAACGUGGGUAGGAACUACCAACGCGAGUAGUUACUUCAUAUAUGAUUCCUAUAGUGUACAUAUAUGAAGUACCUACCUAAACGCGUUAUAAGACAUUGUGAUAGAACUGCUGGCCCUAGGAAAGUAUUCACUUUCAUUCUCUCUCUUGUUUUCACUUUCUUUAUUUAGACGCAUGACAAAGAGGUUAUGAGAUUGCAGCAGGAGAUAGAUAUUGCAAGAGAACAGAAAGAUAUCGCCAUUAAACGGGUAAUUUACUGACAGAUUUUCAUUGCUACCCAUUUUACUGUCUAUCAUCGUACAAUACUUUACAUGUACCUGAAAAUCUUUUUUUGUUUUUUUAAUCCAUAUCUAUGGUGGCCGAGAACUGCCAAUCGAAAAAUUCGCAUAUUGAAGGAAUUAUUUUUUAUUAUUUUUUAGUGUCAUCUGUAAUCAUUUUCCACUUUCUUUCUAAUUUUUAUUUUUAUUCUAAAGAAAAGUGAAAGUAAAAUCAAGUGAGAUCAAAAUAAAAGGAAAUGAAACCAAAGUAAAAUAAAAUCAAAUCAAAAUUAAAAUCAAAUAAAAUUUUCGACCCAGCCGAGGGCUGACACUACCAGCAUGCAUUGCGUACACCACGUUGAUUUUAUUGUGUUUACGACCCUUUCUCUCGAGGAAGCUCGAAGAUGGCGGAUAAUAGGUUUUCAUCGUGGAAGGAAGAUCACCUUCUUAAAGGAGCGAUGCAGAUGUACGUUAAACAAGGUCUUAAACUCAUAUUCCUUCAAUAUGAGGAUUUGUCGAUUAGCACUGUUCUCGGCCACCAUACAUAUCUCAGUGACAGUUUUUUCCAGUACGCUCGGUGUGCUAAAUAAGCAGAAAAUGACGGGUAUUUGCUCUCUGUUCCAUAGCUAGCGUGAGAAAGGCGAGGCACUUGAUUCCUGCAUGUGUAAAUUGAUUUCUCUGUGGAGGUGUCUCACGUCCUCAAAGCGCUUUUUCCUUCAAAUGUGGGAAGGGUGAGGAAAGCGCCCUGGGACCGAGGCUGGUUUCACGGCUUCUAGAAUAUCAAAAUUAUCUAGCGGAGUUGAAGGUACAGUGCAAAAUGCAUUUAUGAAAUAAAGUUCAGCCCAUGUCGAGUACAAACUAUGGUCCGCGCGCUUCAAGGCUAAAGUCUUCCUUCAACAACAGGGCAGAAAGAAGAGGUCAGCAAAAAGAUUUAUAUGACAAACGUGACCGGGUUAUUACUUGAGGGUUUUGUCGUGAUCAUUCACUUAACUUUACGGUGUUCUGUGCUUUUCCAAAAAGAUCUGUUUAAAGGAAGAUGAAGUUUGGGCGGGCGGAAAAUCUUUCUGAACAUAGUGGUAACAAAAGGUUUUACCGUGUUCUUUCUCCUGCUGUCCUAUUGUUCACUAAUAUCACAGGCGUCCCAAGCUCACGGUACGAGUAUGUUAUGUAAAUUAACUUUCUCUCAAGAGAGUCAGUGUCGCGUUACAAGCAACCGUUGACACUUUGUAUGAGAAAUAAAAUACUGAGGUCUGCGAACGCUAAAUAUCAUUAUUUUUGCUUUUUUUUUUCGGUAAAAUAAAUAAAGGAGACUUACCGUUGAUGUAUUCCUGUACUUAUUGGUGUGAAUUCAUCGAUUUAGUCGGGUUUUUUGACUCUCUUGUGAGAUUGGGACGCCUGUGCUAACAUUAAAAAAAUUCUUAUUUGUGGUUUGAUGCAGUGUGAAGCUACAUUUGUUAACAAAAUGGCCAAACUUCGUCAGGAAACGGAAGCAGCUAUUCACGAGGUUAGUUUUCAGGCUAGAUUUCAGGUCUUUCAGUACGUCUGUAUUUUUCGUCUUUUACUUGUACACUGUGCAGCAAAUGGUCUCUUUUUCCAGGCAAACACACGGCUUGAUCAAGCUGAGAGGGACCGAGCCGAGGUACUACAUUUACAAAACACUUUCAGAUUAUCGUGGGUACCAGAUGAGGUAAGAAUAGACCUAUGGACUGUACUGAGAUAUUGGGGCUUAUAGAGGACAAAUACAAUAAACUGUUUACUUAAGGUGUUUCGAUACAGCUUUUCGGAAACGUUACCGAUAUUUUUUUGUCACCUAAAAAGUGAUUUUAUCCUUGUCCGAUCGCUAUAAAAUGUUCACCACUGACUGACUUUCGAUUGAAGUUUGUCAAAAUGUAGCUCAAAAUGUAGCGUGAAAUAAAAUCGAUAUCACUAUGAAGCAAUAAACAAAAGACUUUCACAUCGCGAUCUAGACCUGCUACUGAAAAUCCGACACCAGGAACUGGUUUUUGCCCUUCCUCGUCACAUAAGACACGAAAAGAAAUUGACCAAUUUUUAAAUCCUUAGUUAAGACUUUUUUAAUUUAAAUCAGCCUAUUUCUGUAACGCACAUUGAUCAUAUACAUAUGCGAAUUUACGCUUUAUAAGUAAUAAAAUUAUUAUUAUUAUUAUUAUUAUUAUUAUUAGCAAAUAAUCUCGUGAGAAGUAAAAAAUUCUGUUUGUUUGAAUUCAAACAAAACGUAAAUAUAUUUCAAACCUUAUAUUUUCAUAUUGUGCCGAUACAUCAAAGUUCCCAUAUCUUUUCAAUCCCCUUAUUGUUGACUUGAUUGCUAUCACACGCCUGUUGAUUGGUUAGUCUUAACCUCGUUUUAAUGCAGGUAAUGUAUUUUUUUUUCGCAGCUUGUUAACUACUGUUCAAACAGCAAAUGUCGAGCGCCCUUCACUCAAGUAAGUUUUGUGUCUUGUUUUAUUGAAUACAAGGUUUGAUUUCACGCAAACGUUGUUCCCAGGGCCUUUUCCUUUAGGAAAUGGACGGGGGCCCUGGAAAGGAGGUUGCCUUUACUCCAUGAUUUCAAAUCUUUGGUAACGUUUUGAUAGACGUUAUACCCAAUUUGUGCCGUAGAAGCUCAUAUGUUACGAUAUUUACCUUAUGUCAACUCAAUUGAUAAACCAAAUUUUCGACCGAAAACGGACACCAGAAGUCCACGGAACAAUUUUCGUUUCCAAACAUAGGUGAGUUUAUACACAAUCAGUGUUAUUCUAUGAAUAUCAAACCUCUCAGGAUUUGGAAAUUAGAAAACGUGUGUUUGUUGUUUUGAUUUGUUUGGGUUCUAUUGGCUUAACACAGAUGCAUUUGGUGUUUGUUGUAGACUAGAAGACGCCAUCAUUGUCGAUGCUGCGGCCGCGUUUUCUGUCACAACUGCACAGAUCAGUCAGCUCAGUAAGUUCAACUUGAUUUACUGUAGUAUCAGUUGCAGGUGUCACAGUUUUUUGUCUCGUAGCCAGCUGAUUACAAGAGAGGAUAUCGUCUCUUGCUGAUUAACGGAAACUGACAGAGGCAAUCGUAAAAGUUAAGAAAGAGGAAGCCGUUGAAGUUUCAUCGUGAGCUCUAAGUUUUAAAACUUCCCAGCUAAUAGGAUAAGCAGCCUCCGCUGGCCGGACCACAAAUUCUGCGGCGGUCUUUCAUAAUUGAGUCACUGAGGGGAAUCACACAAAACUGAAAAAGAGACAUACAUUCCUUCCCAAGUGGGAAAACCUGUGUUACACUACAGGCUAACCAGUUCGUUUUCAGUGAAGAGAGUAAGAGAGGCGCUCAUCUCUUCACAUCGUCUUUUAGUGGACAAAUUAACAACGAGGACAUGUCUUCUUUUUCAGGAUUCCAGCGUUUGGCUACAAUCAGAAUGUCAGAGUUUGUAAUCCUUGCUUUGCUUUGCUUGAUGAAAUGUUUUGUGAAGAACCAGAAAGUAUUCACUUUCAUUCUCUCUCUUGUUUUCACUUUCUUUAUUUAGACGCAUGACAAAGAGGUUAUGAGAUUGCAGCAGGAGAUAGAUAUUGCAAGAGAACAGAAAGAUAUCGCCAUUAAACGGGUAAUUUACUGACAGAUUUUCAUUGCUACCCAUUUUACUGUCUAUCAUCGUACAAUACUUUACAUGUACCUGAAAAUCUUUUUUUGUUUUUUUAAUCCAUAUCUAUGGUGGCCGAGAACUGCCAAUCGAAAAAUUCGCAUAUUGAAGGAAUUAUUUUUUAUUAUUUUUUAGUGUCAUCUGUAAUCAUUUUCCACUUUCUUUCUAAUUUUUAUUUUUAUUCUAAAGAAAAGUGAAAGUAAAAUCAAGUGAGAUCAAAAUAAAAGGAAAUGAAACCAAAGUAAAAUAAAAUCAAAUCAAAAUUAAAAUCAAAUAAAAUUUUCGACCCAGCCGAGGGCUGACACUACCAGCAUGCAUUGCGUACACCACGUUGAUUUUAUUGUGUUUACGACCCUUUCUCUCGAGGAAGCUCGAAGAUGGCGGAUAAUAGGUUUUCAUCGUGGAAGGAAGAUCACCUUCUUAAAGGAGCGAUGCAGAUGUACGUUAAACAAGGUCUUAAACUCAUAUUCCUUCAAUAUGAGGAUUUGUCGAUUAGCACUGUUCUCGGCCACCAUACAUAUCUCAGUGACAGUUUUUUCCAGUACGCUCGGUGUGCUAAAUAAGCAGAAAAUGACGGGUAUUUGCUCUCUGUUCCAUAGCUAGCGUGAGAAAGGCGAGGCACUUGAUUCCUGCAUGUGUAAAUUGAUUUCUCUGUGGAGGUGUCUCACGUCCUCAAAGCGCUUUUUCCUUCAAAUGUGGGAAGGGUGAGGAAAGCGCCCUGGGACCGAGGCUGGUUUCACGGCUUCUAGAAUAUCAAAAUUAUCUAGCGGAGUUGAAGGUACAGUGCAAAAUGCAUUUAUGAAAUAAAGUUCAGCCCAUGUCGAGUACAAACUAUGGUCCGCGCGCUUCAAGGCUAAAGUCUUCCUUCAACAACAGGGCAGAAAGAAGAGGUCAGCAAAAAGAUUUAUAUGACAAACGUGACCGGGUUAUUACUUGAGGGUUUUGUCGUGAUCAUUCACUUAACUUUACGGUGUUCUGUGCUUUUCCAAAAAGAUCUGUUUAAAGGAAGAUGAAGUUUGGGCGGGCGGAAAAUCUUUCUGAACAUAGUGGUAACAAAAGGUUUUACCGUGUUCUUUCUCCUGCUGUCCUAUUGUUCACUAAUAUCACAGGCGUCCCAAGCUCACGGUACGAGUAUGUUAUGUAAAUUAACUUUCUCUCAAGAGAGUCAGUGUCGCGUUACAAGCAACCGUUGACACUUUGUAUGAGAAAUAAAAUACUGAGGUCUGCGAACGCUAAAUAUCAUUAUUUUUGCUUUUUUUUUUCGGUAAAAUAAAUAAAGGAGACUUACCGUUGAUGUAUUCCUGUACUUAUUGGUGUGAAUUCAUCGAUUUAGUCGGGUUUUUUGACUCUCUUGUGAGAUUGGGACGCCUGUGCUAACAUUAAAAAAAUUCUUAUUUGUGGUUUGAUGCAGUGUGAAGCUACAUUUGUUAACAAAAUGGCCAAACUUCGUCAGGAAACGGAAGCAGCUAUUCACGAGGUUAGUUUUCAGGCUAGAUUUCAGGUCUUUCAGUACGUCUGUAUUUUUCGUCUUUUACUUGUACACUGUGCAGCAAAUGGUCUCUUUUUCCAGGCAAACACACGGCUUGAUCAAGCUGAGAGGGACCGAGCCGAGGUACUACAUUUACAAAACACUUUCAGAUUAUCGUGGGUACCAGAUGAGGUAAGAAUAGACCUAUGGACUGUACUGAGAUAUUGGGGCUUAUAGAGGACAAAUACAAUAAACUGUUUACUUAAGGUGUUUCGAUACAGCUUUUCGGAAACGUUACCGAUAUUUUUUUGUCACCUAAAAAGUGAUUUUAUCCUUGUCCGAUCGCUAUAAAAUGUUCACCACUGACUGACUUUCGAUUGAAGUUUGUCAAAAUGUAGCUCAAAAUGUAGCGUGAAAUAAAAUCGAUAUCACUAUGAAGCAAUAAACAAAAGACUUUCACAUCGCGAUCUAGACCUGCUACUGAAAAUCCGACACCAGGAACUGGUUUUUGCCCUUCCUCGUCACAUAAGACACGAAAAGAAAUUGACCAAUUUUUAAAUCCUUAGUUAAGACUUUUUUAAUUUAAAUCAGCCUAUUUCUGUAACGCACAUUGAUCAUAUACAUAUGCGAAUUUACGCUUUAUAAGUAAUAAAAUUAUUAUUAUUAUUAUUAUUAUUAUUAUUAGCAAAUAAUCUCGUGAGAAGUAAAAAAUUCUGUUUGUUUGAAUUCAAACAAAACGUAAAUAUAUUUCAAACCUUAUAUUUUCAUAUUGUGCCGAUACAUCAAAGUUCCCAUAUCUUUUCAAUCCCCUUAUUGUUGACUUGAUUGCUAUCACACGCCUGUUGAUUGGUUAGUCUUAACCUCGUUUUAAUGCAGGUAAUGUAUUUUUUUUUCGCAGCUUGUUAACUACUGUUCAAACAGCAAAUGUCGAGCGCCCUUCACUCAAGUAAGUUUUGUGUCUUGUUUUAUUGAAUACAAGGUUUGAUUUCACGCAAACGUUGUUCCCAGGGCCUUUUCCUUUAGGAAAUGGACGGGGGCCCUGGAAAGGAGGUUGCCUUUACUCCAUGAUUUCAAAUCUUUGGUAACGUUUUGAUAGACGUUAUACCCAAUUUGUGCCGUAGAAGCUCAUAUGUUACGAUAUUUACCUUAUGUCAACUCAAUUGAUAAACCAAAUUUUCGACCGAAAACGGACACCAGAAGUCCACGGAACAAUUUUCGUUUCCAAACAUAGGUGAGUUUAUACACAAUCAGUGUUAUUCUAUGAAUAUCAAACCUCUCAGGAUUUGGAAAUUAGAAAACGUGUGUUUGUUGUUUUGAUUUGUUUGGGUUCUAUUGGCUUAACACAGAUGCAUUUGGUGUUUGUUGUAGACUAGAAGACGCCAUCAUUGUCGAUGCUGCGGCCGCGUUUUCUGUCACAACUGCACAGAUCAGUCAGCUCAGUAAGUUCAACUUGAUUUACUGUAGUAUCAGUUGCAGGUGUCACAGUUUUUUGUCUCGUAGCCAGCUGAUUACAAGAGAGGAUAUCGUCUCUUGCUGAUUAACGGAAACUGACAGAGGCAAUCGUAAAAGUUAAGAAAGAGGAAGCCGUUGAAGUUUCAUCGUGAGCUCUAAGUUUUAAAACUUCCCAGCUAAUAGGAUAAGCAGCCUCCGCUGGCCGGACCACAAAUUCUGCGGCGGUCUUUCAUAAUUGAGUCACUGAGGGGAAUCACACAAAACUGAAAAAGAGACAUACAUUCCUUCCCAAGUGGGAAAACCUGUGUUACACUACAGGCUAACCAGUUCGUUUUCAGUGAAGAGAGUAAGAGAGGCGCUCAUCUCUUCACAUCGUCUUUUAGUGGACAAAUUAACAACGAGGACAUGUCUUCUUUUUCAGGAUUCCAGCGUUUGGCUACAAUCAGAAUGUCAGAGUUUGUAAUCCUUGCUUUGCUUUGCUUGAUGAAAUGUUUUGUGAAGAACCGAUUGCUUGCACAGACCCCACGUGACUUAAGAACGUUGCUUUGAUUGGAUGGGAAGUUACAUGUGGAGCUGUUCGCCUUGUGGCACCUGCUCUGUAGACGGAGGGCUGUGUGUUUUAAUGUUUGUAAAAUAUCGCUAUAUCCCCCGUCUUAACUUUUCGUAGUCUCGGCUCAUUAAGCAAUUUGAUCGCUUUGUUAAAUCAAGAUCAAUUUCUCUCCUCCGUAAGGCGUGGAUCUAGAAUAAAUACUGAGCAAUUCCCUACUCUAAGGGAGGUCUUGCGGCAUGCUCUUCGGGAAGUUUUUUGGAUUUUAACUCCUCAGAAUCUUCUCUCUAGGGUUUAUGAGUCAUUUAGACAGGAUAUUUUCUGACUUUCCAAACCAUUUUCCAGAUUUCUGUUGGAAAGUUAAAAGUGUUUGCUAAUAUUUAUUGUGAAAAAUCUGACCGAUUUCCGUAAAACGGUGGAAACCGGUGUGGAUCCGCGCCUGGACACUGUAUUACAGGCUAGAGAUAGAGGGAAAGGAAUUGCAGUGGCAACACCCUGCUGAAACCUGUAUGGUGGACAGAUAGAGAGAGAGAGAGAGAGUCAGCUGAUUAACCACGUUAAAUUAAGUUGACUCAGUAAAGGUUGCGGACCCUGAAAAGCAGUGAAAGAGAUGACGUUAUCUGUAGUUCCUACUACUCGUUUAGUAAAAUUUAACAUGAAACGAGGAGCGGUAAAUUAUGGGUUCGGAGUAACAAAAAUUAUUUAAAUAAUAUAUUAUUCACCCGUGGAAAAUAGUUUUGUUGU